AUGGCGGGCCCCGUACGACAACCCAUCGAUCAGGCCGCAUUGGAGCGAUACCUCGAUCAGAACGUACCCGAAAUCCAGACACCGACCCAGCUGGGCCAGGUAAGCCAUUGGGCAUUGCUUCCGGGACUGCUCCGGCAUACAUGCUAAGAACGUCUCUGCCAGUUCGGCUUCGGCCAGAGCAACCCGACCUACCUCAUAACCGACUCCAACAAAGCCAAAUUCGUCCUCCGCAAGAAACCUCCCGGCAAACUGCUCUCCAAAACCGCCCAUCGCGUGGAUCGCGAAUACACCGUCAUCCACGCGCUCGAGAAGACCGACGUCCCCGUCCCGAAAGCCUACGUUCUCUGUGAAGAUGAGAGUGUUCUCGGCACGGCGUUCUACAUCAUGGAAUGCCUCGAGGGUCGGUUCAUUGACAACUCCGCGAUCCCGGGCGUCAGUGAGUAUCAGAGACGGGAGAUGUGGAGGGAUGCAGUCCGGACUCUGGCGAAGCUGCACCGUGUGAAGCCGAAGGAUAUCGGACUGGAGAAUUUCGGGAGGCCGAAUGGGUUUUACAAGAGACAGAUCAAGACUUUUUCUUCCUUGGGGAAGUCGCAGGGUGAAGCGAAGGACAAGGAGAGUGGUGAAGAGGUGGGACAGUUACCGCAUUCUGAUGACUUUAUGGAGUUCUUUGGAAGGGAACAGGACCAGCCGUUUGAUCGAGGAGUUCUGUUUCACGGCGAUUACAAGAUCGAUAAUCUCGUCUUCCAUAAGACGGAGCCGAGGGUUGUUGGCAUCUUGGACUGGGAGAUGGUGACGAUCGGCCAUCCCCUGGCCGACUUGACAAACCUGACACAGGGUUGGACGAUCUCGAACGCUACCAAGUCCUGGCCGAGAAAGCAUGCGGAUCUCGCAUUCCUGGAUCCGUCGGAUUCAAAAUCGACGAGGAAGCAGCAUCCUGGACUCCCGACGCGAGAGGAGUGUAUUAAAUGGUAUCAAGAAGAUGUCGGCUUUGCGGUCAGUGAGAAGGAUCUUGCCUGGGCGACGGCUUUUGCGCUCUUUAGGGAUUCCAUCAUCUUCCAGGGAAUCGCUGCGAGAUAUGCCACGCGGCAGGCGAGUUCUGCCUCCGCGAAGGAGUAUGCCGAGGAGAGGGUGCCUUUUGCUGAGAUGGCGUGGGAGAAGGUGCAAGAAGCGAAGAGCAAGUCUGGCGGCCAGUCCAAAUUGUAG
Molecule: messenger RNA, 1203 nt
Organism: Lecanosticta acicola
Lineage: Eukaryota; Fungi; Ascomycota; Dothideomycetes; Mycosphaerellales; Mycosphaerellaceae
Source: the annotation of a GenBank genome assembly